GUAAUUCAGCUUCUCGAUUAUUCUUUUCCAGAUGCUGAAUAUAAGAGUGCUCUUCUUAGCGCUCUUGCUAUUCUCGAUAUCCAAGCAGAUAAUGAAUGGAAAAUAUUGCUUAAUUAUACUUUUGUUUACUCUGCUAUUAUUAAGCUGGCUUGCAUACUUAUAGUUCUUCAGGCUUAUUUUGAGCGGGAGGAGGAGGUGAACGAGAAGCUGGCUGUGCUAUCUCAGAGGAUCUUGCGGAAAGAAGCACUGAAGCAUUGCUGCAAGCUCUUUGAAUUUCUGCAGCUAAGGGUCUUCCGAUUUAUAACAAUCACUAGCUCCGAGAUCAAGCCUACUUCUCUUAACUGGAUCUUCGAAGCUAGAUCCUAUAGCUUCAAGAUCUGCUAUACUACUGCUCAAGGGAAUCUUAUUUCCUAUUAUAACAUCCAGCUGCAUACUAAUCAGAUCUCCGAUAUGAUUUACAAUCUUCUCAGCCUAGCACAGCAGAGCUUUGCUGAGAUGCUCGAAUUGCUAGAUCUGGAAGCUUUGCUCCAGAUUAACUAG
Molecule: messenger RNA, 540 nt
Organism: Cryphonectria parasitica EP155
Lineage: Eukaryota; Fungi; Ascomycota; Sordariomycetes; Diaporthales; Cryphonectriaceae
Exons: 2
Source: RefSeq, a predicted model, not a curated record